Messenger RNA from Cryptotermes secundus, 4170 nucleotides. RefSeq names its product far upstream element-binding protein 1. Gene Ontology annotation, cellular component: nucleus; cytoplasm. Gene Ontology annotation, biological process: regulation of DNA-templated transcription. The record is from RefSeq and is a predicted model, not a curated record. Gene Ontology annotation, molecular function: mRNA binding. Lineage: Eukaryota; Metazoa; Arthropoda; Insecta; Blattodea; Kalotermitidae.
CUCACAAGCUUCCGGAAACUGGAAUAGAGCGCUUCAAGCGGGAGAGUUUGCAAUUCUUCCUUCAUCGAAGGAGGCGCCAUUUUAUCUACUCUUGCUUCAUGGUUCAACAUGAGUGAUUAUUCAGCGGUUGCUCCGCCUACGAAUUUUAGUCAAAGUUCAGCUUUUGCAGCUGCCCUUCAACGUGCUAGACAGAUUGCAGCUAAAAUCAACCCUACUGGAACAAGCGAGAGUGUUGGUCAGAAACGCCCUUUGGAAGACGGGUCAGGUAUGGACUGGGCAGAACCAGAACCAAAAAAGGUGGCCGCAGUGAAUGACCCAGCAGGAGUCCAGCUGGCAGCGUUGCGAGCGCAACAGGCAACAUCUCCGCCUGGAACAAACAGUGCAGCAGCAGCAGCAGCUGUUCAAGCAGCGGCGGUGGCGGCCAGAGUGGCGGCCGCGGCAGCAGCGGGCCUGCAGGGCCUGGGCGUCGGUGUAGGCGUCCCUGGCCUCGGGGCAGUUCAGAAUGAAGACAUACGUGUUCCCGAUAAGAUGGUUGGGCUAAUUAUUGGUCGAGGUGGUGAACAAAUUAGCCGUCUUCAGAAUGAGUCAGGAUGCAAGAUCCAGAUGGCACCAGAUAGUGCUGGAAUGCCUGACAGGAGUUGUACACUUACUGGAUCACGAGAAGCUAUCAAUCGAGCAAAGGAGCUGAUAAUGAACAUUGUGCAGCAGCGUAGUCGGACUGAAGGCACAGGAUCAAGCAUGGGUGACAUGAAUAUGGGAGGUGGCCCACCCAACCAUGCUCAUGUUGAGAUCAUGGUACCUGGCCCAAAGGUUGGUUUGAUCAUUGGGAAAGGUGGUGAGACAAUAAAGCAGCUACAGGAGAAAUCAGGAGCCAAGAUGGUUGUAAUUCAAGAUGGCCCAACACAGGAACAGGAGAAGCCACUUAGAAUCAGUGGAGAGCCACAGAAAGUUGAGUACGCAAAGCAGUUGGUGUAUGACUUGAUAGCUGAAAAGGAGAUGCAGCAGGCAUACAAUCGAGGAGGAGGAGGUGGUGGUGGUGGUGGUCAGCGAGGUGGUGGAGGCGGAAAUCACAACUAUGACGAAUAUGGUGGAUCUGGAAGUGGUGGUGGUGGAGGAGGUGGAGGUGGUGACUCAGUUGAGGUGGCUGUUCCAAGGGCUGCAGUUGGUGUUGUUAUUGGCAAAGGUGGUGAUAUGAUAAAGAAGAUACAGAAUGAGACUGGUGCUCGUGUUCAGUUUCAACAAGGGCGUGAUGAUGGUCCGGGUGAGAGAAGGUGUCUACUCACAGGGAAGCCCAGUCAAGUUGAUCAAGCAAGGCGGAGGAUAGAAGAGCUUAUAGAUAGUGUACUUCGGCGUGAUAGUGAAAUUGGACGAGGCAGAGGGCGAGGAGGCCCUGGUGGACCACCUUAUGACCGCAUGGGUAACAGAGGAGGUGGUGGUGGUGGUGAAUUUGGGAAUGGAGGUGGAGGUGGCUGGGAUAGGCGACCAGGGGGCAUGCAGCAGGGUGGUGGUCAAAUGGACAAGCAAGAAGCGACAUUUACUAUCCCAGCUGCAAAGUGUGGCAUAGUUAUUGGAAGAGGAGGUGAGACAAUCAAACAAAUUAAUCAGCAGACUGGUGCACACUGUGAAUUGGAUCGGAGACCACCUCCAAAUCCUGCAGAGAAAGUAUUUGUAAUCCGAGGAUCUCCAGACCAAAUAGAACAAGCAAAAAGGAUAAUAAGCGAAAAGAUUGGAAUGCCUCCUGGACCAGGUGGAGCACCACCUACACAAUAUCCCAUUGGAGGUCAAGGUCCUCCAGGAGGACAAGGUCCACCUCAGCAUUUUGCUCCUCAGGGUUGGGGUGGUGGAUACCAACCAUGGCAAAGCCAGCAGCAUCCCAAUGAUCCAAGUGGUGGUGCCCAAGUUCAGGUAAACCCUGCAACAGGACAACCAGAUUACAGCAUUCAGUGGGCAGAGUACUAUCGUUCCCUUGGUAUGCAUAGAGAAGCGGAGAUGAUUGAACAGCAAGCCAAGGCCAGCAAGGGUCUGCAGCCUCAGCAAGCUGCACAGCCUACACCUCAACAGGCAGGUCCCCAGCCAGGUGCUGGAGCACAAAAUGGACAGCCAGACUACAGUGCUCAGUGGGCAGAAUAUUACCGCUCCAUAGGCAAGGUUAAAGAGGCAGAAGCAAUUGAGGCCCAGAUGAAGGCUGGCAAGACUGGUCAGCCUGGCGGAGGGGCUCCAGGUGGACCCCAACAGCAGCCGCAACAGCAGCAACCUGGUGGGGCACCACAGCAGCCAGGUCAAGGAGCACCACAGCAGCAGCAACCUCCUUACGGACAGCCAUACGGCUACCAGGCAGCAGCUGCUGCAGGCUACUAUGGAGGUGCCCCAGGAGGUCCACAACCCCCACAACAGCCAGGGCAGCAGCCGUAUAACUAUCCAAGCUAUGGUGGAUAUGGUGGGCAGCCUGGUGGACCAGACAAUCAGUGAAUGACCAGUCUACAUAAAAGAAGAAAAGUGGAGAAUAGUAACCAUAAUUUCAUCUUCACUGGUUGGUUGAUCAAAACACAAAAUGUGAAAUGCCCCCUAUCCAGAAUAGUGCAAAUAUGAACAUCCACAGAUUUUACGUGUAUUGUGUUCUGUUAGAGAAUAUUUGUGAGGGCUGAGCGAGGUAACAUUAUUAUUAUGUGGACAUUUUGCGGAUAUAAAGCACUUGAUUUGUCUCCUUGCUUGUCUCGUAUGAUUUUCUUUUCUUAAUAUUUAUGUUUAAGUGAUGAUGACAAAACUGUUAGGAGUGGCAGUGUAUUUCAGUAUAAAUGCUGCUACCCUCUGCCAUAUUUGCUUCCCCUAUGCAUAAGGGUGUAAUGACUAUUCUUGUGUUAUGCUGUGUAAUAAUAGUAUAAGAUAUAAAACAAUAUUCCUCUGAUGUUUAAUUUCCAUUUUUACUUGGUAUGGUUCUUAAUAAAUAUGUUUAAUUUUUGUUGGUUACUUUGUGUAUGGCAGGGGAAAAGUAUGGUAACAUAUGAUUGAGUGAAACCUGCAAUUUGUAAUUCAGCAGAUUAGUAUGUUCAGCUGUUAAAAUUGCUGUACAAUUUUUUUGUGUUUCCUACAUGCUAUUGUAUGUAUGUGAGUGUUACUGAGAAAAGGGGUAGUUAUUUUCGUGGGAGGUGUCGAGUUGACCGUAGUAAUUCUGUAGUGUGUGGUAUGCGAGCGAAAGGUGCUGGAUAUAACAACAUGGAUGGAGUUGUACACUUGAUGGUCAGUCCUGGAUCUUGAAAUGGAGAGCGGAUGUCUCUAAGAGGGCAACAAUAUUCCAUUUGUGGUCAUACCCUGUGCAGAGAGGAAAAAUGAAAUAACCCACCUAGUUAAAAGAACAGGUAAUUCUUAUACAGCAUAAUGCUUAUCCAGUUAUUUCGCCCACUACUCACAAUCAUAUAACUGGGGCAUUGACAGAGUUGUAACAGGGGAGGAAUAAAGUUUGAUCUGAGGUGAUUUACUUUUUUGAUUUUCUUAUGUUAAGAAUUCUGAUGAUUUGUAUUUUUAAACAAUAUUGAUAUAUUUUCCCACUAUGCAGUAUUGGAAGUUUAGAUUGCAGGUAAAUUGUGAGUAAUGGACGCAUACAUAUUUGCACCAGCACUAUAAAUUACAAGAUCAUUAAUGUAAAUCAGGGUUGGAAUUGACUGUUGGAAGCCACAGCUGUUACAAAUAAGAAUUUUGGUGACUUCACAUAGUAGUAAUAUGCAUUUAGAAACUAGUUAGCUUUGAGAAUAUACGUGAUAUAUUCAAAUUUUAAUACUGUAUAAUAAAAAUAUUAUUUUACAAUUUUGUUAAAGUGUCAUGGAACAUUGCUGUGAACAUCUUUACCUAAAACCUUCAUUCUUUCAUUUUCCCAGUCAUUAGAUAUUUUGAGGUACAAACGGGUGUGGCAUUCAAAGUUUUAUCUUUAGGACAUAAAAGCAAUUGCAAAUUUUGAUUGCUCUUUAUAGCUCAUUUGGCCAUAGAUAACAUGUGAAUAGUUGGUGCAGAUAUCUAGAAUAGCAUAUAAAAAUAUCGUACUAUUACAUGACUAGAUAAUGAUAAACAAGUGAUGUUCAUGAUCUUAUCAGACAUAAAUUAAUUUUACUUCUAAAAUAACAAUAGUGUAACUUUUUCCUAAUUUUUAUUAGAAUUAAAAAUGUAUGAAUUUCCUGU